This is a messenger RNA of Moneuplotes crassus, 3375 nucleotides long. The record is from the annotation of a GenBank genome assembly. NCBI's taxonomy places the organism in Eukaryota, Ciliophora, Spirotrichea, Euplotida, Euplotidae.
AUGUAUGUUUUUACAGAUCGGAUUUUUGAGGUCUGAGGGCCUCCAAAUAGGGAAGAAAGUAGUCAAACUCAAACUAUUGUACUAAAGUUACCGGAAGAUGGAGGAGAGUCUCCAGUGAGGCCUAAAGUUCUUCUUCGAGGAAAUUGGUAUAAAACUCCUAUUGACGAAGGAGAUCAUAUCAGAGUCAUUGGUACCUUCUGACUUGAAAAUGAGUAUACCUUAGUCCUUGAAAAUGGGUAUACUUACGACCCAAAUGUCAAGAGCGAUAUUAAUUACGCUGAAUAUAUAAUCCUAGAGCCUGACAUAAUGGUGUCUUCCACUACAAUCACAUCUAGUUUUCCUUGAGUGCGGAGAGGAGUAUUCUCAGAGAUCUUCAAAAGUUCUUCUAUCGAGAAGAAAGGAAACAUGGUUCUAGGAAAUAUUGUCCAUAGCACAUUUGAGAAAUUCGUUGCUAGAAUUCAUAAAGAAAUGGAAUCUAUAAAGGAAAUCAAGAAAUCUGAAGUCACAGAGAUGAUCAAUGAAGCAGUAUCUUCCCAUAUUGUCAGUCUUAGGCAGGUCAAUAUGCCAGAGGAACAUGCUCGAGAGUUCUUGAAAAAGUCUGUGAAUGCAAUUAUCACCUGGCUUGGUGGCAUUAUGAAACCAGACUCUAAAGAGUUCAAUAUCCAACUUAAAGAAUGUGUUGGAACUGAGCAGGAAUAUCAGAGUACUAAAUAUGGGUUCAGAGGAAAAAUAGACUCCAUCGUUGUAUUGAAAGACAAGAAACUUAAUGAGGAUUCCUUUGCAGCUCUUGAACUUAAGACAGGAAAGAAGGAGCAAGGGCAUCAUAGAGCACAGGUUAUUCUCUAUGCCUUGCUAAUCAUGGAAAGGUUUGCUGAAUCUGCUAGCCCAAGAAACCUUCUUCUCUAUAUCAUGAAAACAGGGAAGACUCAUAUUAUUAAAGCUGCGAGAGAGGAAUUUUGAGCAUUGAUUCAGAGAAGAAAUGAGCUUGCCAAGCUCCAAAAAUUAUGAAACCUUGGAAAGCCUAUGAUAUUGCCACCAAUGCUUAAUGAAAAGAAAGCUAAAGAGUGUGAAUUUUGAUACAUGAACAGGCAAUGUUCAAUGUAUGCACUUGCUAUAGAGAAUAUUGAAGAAUCCAGCUACAUCCCUAGAUUUCCCAAAUUUACCGAAUCUAGGACUACGAUGUGUGCUUUAUCAAGAGAUUAUUUUAAAAAGUGGUUUGAAAUUAUUGCGAUAGAGCAAUCAUCUUACAACUCUUCCUUCAAUAAGAAGAAAAAGAGAGUUUUACCGAGAGAGGAGAAUCUCAGAAUGGUGGAAGUAUCUCCAAUAAUUGAAGCUUGCUCCUCUACCAACACUUUCACUGUCCGUCUGCAGAAGCCAAUUUAUGGCUACAUGAAGUUAAUUGACUUCAAUGAAGGGAAUUACACAAAUCUUCAUGGGACCGGCACCACGAUCCAUAUCAGUAAGGGAAUUAUUCUGAAGAAACACAUUGCCCAACUUGACGAGAGAGUUUUUCCCUCCAAUAAAGUAAAGAUUGAGUAUGAAGAUGAUAUGAAGAAUGAGACUAAAAAUGAGCUCAAAAAGCACUGCUUCGUCUCCCUAGAAGACCUUGGAGAAAAUGAGAAAGAAUGAGAAAAAGAAGAAGCUGAACUCAAACAAUUUGAUUGUAAAAAAUCAGACCCAGUCAAAUCCCAAAUUCCUAAAGGAAGAAAAGCCUUAGAAUAUAUUAUUGAAUUUAGAGGUGUCAACCGGAUGAAUUUGGAGCCAAGCAGUCUUGGUGGCAAGCACUCUUCUGAAAUUAUCUGGAGACUUGAGAGUGAGACUACCAAUACAUAUCAGUUCAACAUAAUGAGAAACAAUCUGUUCCUUAUGCUAAUGAAACAUGAGUUUAAGAAACAGAAGAACUAUAUUGUGUAUAACCAUGAGCCUACUUUUGAAGAUGAUGAAGCCCUUGACCGAUACGAGAAAACUUUUAGUCACUAUGUAGAGGAUCUCAAUGAAGAACAGAAGAUCGCAGUCAUUAGAUCUCUAGGUACUAAGGAGUUUCAGUGAAUCCUAUCCCUUCCAGGAACAGGAGAGAUGCUUGUGAUUGAGAGAAUAGUUAAAUGAGCAACUAUUCUGAAGAAAAAAGUGCUUCUAAUGGCUUCUAACAAUAGCCUGGUUGAUGCAACUCUGAUUAAUAUUAAAGAGAAAUAUCCUGACUUAAAACUGUUCAGACUGAAUAAUGAUGCAAAAGGAACUGACUCUAGACUUAUCAAUGAGACUCGGAAUGGCAACACCUGGGAAUCCAAGAAUGAAAUAGACCAGCUUAUAGAAGAGACUCAGGUCUUUUCCACAACUACAAUGUCAAUGUUUCAUCCAUUUUUAUUGGGUCUGAUUCAGAAGUUUGACUAUGUUAUUGUUCAAGAAGCAUCUGCAAUCACUGAGCCGAUUACCAUCGGGCCUUGUCUCCUUGGAAAAGCUGUUAUUAUGUUCGGGGAUUAUUAUAUUUCCAAUCCGAGUGUCAAGAGUAUUGAUGCUGAUAGAAAAGGGCUAGGAAGGUCUCUUUUCAAAAGAUUAUGCGAUCAGUACACCAGUAAAAUCAUUGUCUUGAAACACCAAUAUCGUAUGAAUAAAAAUAUCUGCAAGCUGAUCAACUCUAUAGCUUAUUCUGGGCUGAUGAAGCAUGGCUCUGAAGCUGUGAAAGUCGCCAAAAUUUGAUAUCCAAAUGAAGUCAUAGCCAGAUUUCCUUGGAUUCAAGAAGUAAAAUCUCCAGAAAGAUCUGUGGUCUUCCUGAACAUUGACAACGUACUAAAGAAAACUAUGCCAUCUGAUAUUUGUACGAUGAGGACAAAGAAUUUCUACGAAGCUGCUGUUAUAAAGGGGCUUGUCUGAGCUUUCCUAGAAAGUGGGAUCCAAACCAGGGAUAUAGCUGUAGUCUCCCCCAUCAGGAACCAUUUGUACAUGCUUCAGAACCAUCUGAGAGAGCAAAAGGUCAAAUGAGUGAAUAUAGAACGAGUUGGAGAGCUAAGUAAAGACAUCAUUAUUGUAUCCUGUGUUAAGUGUACCAGAGUAUUUCCUUCACUUAAAGAUAUUAGGAGAUUGUAUCUCGGGUUUGUGAGAGUCAAGAAAAAAUUGAUCAUAGUUGGAUCAAAGAACAAUAUUAUUGGAAUAGAGCCUAUAAAUAAGUUCAUAAAGUAUAUUGAUACCAAGAAUUGGUAUUUAGAUAUUAAUAAUCUCCAACAGAUCAUUAGAUAUCUACCGAAAGAAGCAAGAAGAGUGAUGUCUAAAUUCAAAACAACUCGAAAACAAGAUAGAGAAGACUUAAAAGUCAAAAUAAAAAAAACAUCUCCUGUAAAAUCUGAAACUGAGACCUCAAAAUUGGUCAAAAACCAAUAA